GCAAACUUUGCUCUCAACGAGGACGAAGGCGAUGAUGUAGAAUAUUUUGCGUAUCGUCGGAUUUCGGUUUUAGUUUGCAAGGGAUUUGACAAUAUCGCAUUUAUAGCUAUAUGUUGUAUUUUUAAAAAGGAAUAUCCAGAGGAAGUGUUCUACGAAAUUUCAAUUAUAUCGAUAUAAACUAUUAUUAAUUUGCAAGUGGUAGAUUUCCGUGUGUGUAGAUGAAGGACCCGCCAUCUUGGACUUUGUCGACGAACAAAGAAAUGCCAAUGGCCCACAUAGACGUCACGGGACUUGCUGAAUUAGCGCACAGAGAAUAUCAGGCAGGGGAUUAUGAAAAUUCUGAACAGCAUUGUAUGCAGUUAUGGAGACAAGAACCCGAAAAUACUGGAGUUUUAUUACUUCUCAGUUCUAUUCACUUCCAAUGUCGACGUUUAGAUAGGUCUGCCUAUUUCAGUCAAUUGGCAAUAAAACAGAAUCCUAUGUUAGCUGAGGCCUAUUCUAAUUUAGGCAAUGUUUAUAAAGAAAGAGGUCAACUUCAGGAAGCAUUAGAUAAUUAUAGACAUGCUGUGCGUUUGAAGCCAGAUUUUAUAGAUGGAUACAUCAACUUAGCUGCUGCCUUGGUAGCUGCAGGAGAUAUGGAACAUGCCGUCCAAGCUUAUGUGACAGCAUUGCAGUAUAACCCUGAUUUGUAUUGUGUGCGAAGUGAUCUUGGUAAUUUAUUGAAAGCAUUGGGAAGAUUGGAUGAAGCUAAGGCAUGUUAUUUAAAGUCAAUUGAAACUUGUCCAAACUUUGCUGUGGCAUGGAGUAACCUUGGCUGUGUCUUCAAUGCACAAGGAGAGAUAUGGUUGGCAAUUCACCACUUUGAAAAGGCUGUAGCUCUAGAUCCUAAUUUUCUAGAUGCGUAUAUCAAUUUAGGCAAUGUACUGAAAGAAGCCAGAAUAUUUGACAGGGCAGUUGCUGCUUACCUUAGAGCAUUGAAUCUCAGUCCUAAUCAUGCUGUGGUGCAUGGUAAUUUAGCAUGUGUUUACUAUGAACAAGGGUUAAUCGAUCUUGCUAUUGAUACAUAUAAAAGAGCUAUAGAAUUACAACCAAAUUUUCCUGAUGCCUAUUGUAACCUAGCUAAUGCCUUGAAAGAGAAAGGACAGGUGAAAGAAGCUGAAGAGUGCUAUAAUAAAGCGUUAUUAUUGAGUCCAACUCAUGCUGACUCUCUAAAUAACUUGGCCAAUAUAAAACGAGAACAGGGUCAUACAGAAUUGGCAGUAGAAUUAUAUUUAAAAGCACUGGAGGUGUAUCCAGAAUUUGCUGUCGCCCAUUCAAAUCUUGCCAGUGUAUUACAACAACAGGGAAAGCUUCAUGAAGCCUUACGCCAUUAUAAAGAAGCUAUUAGGAUAUCUCCUACAUUUGCUGAUGCUUAUUCUAAUAUGGGAAAUACUUUGAAAGAGAUGCAAGAUAUAAAAGGAGCAUUACAAUGUUAUACUAGAGCUAUAAAGAUUAAUCCUGCUUUUGCUGAUGCCCACAGUAAUUUAGCUUCUAUACACAAGGAUUCUGGUAAUAUACCUGAAGCUAUUGCAUCAUACAGAACAGCAUUAAAACUGAAACCUGAUUUCCCUGAUGCAUAUUGUAAUCUAGCCCAUUGUUUACAGAUUGUAUGUGAUUGGAAUGAUUAUAAUAAAAGAAUGAAGAGAUUGGUACAGAUUGUACAAGAUCAACUAGAGAAAAACCGUCUACCAUCAGUACAUCCACAUCAUAGUAUGUUAUAUCCUCUAACACAUAGUAUGAGAAAAGCAAUAGCUGCUAGACAUGCUAGUCUCUGUCUCGAAAAGAUUAAUGUAUUGCACAAACCAACCUAUCAGCAUCGAAAUGUAUUAGAGGGUCAAAGAUUAAAGAUUGGCUAUGUGAGUUCGGAUUUUGGUAAUCAUCCCACAUCUCACUUGAUGCAAAGUAUACCUGGUCAACAUGAUACAGAGAGAGUAGAAGUAUUCUGUUAUUCUCUAAGUCCUGAUGAUGGUACUACAUUCAGAGCUAAAUUAGCUAGAGAAGUUGAACAUUUCAUAGAUUUAUCACAGAUACCAUGUAAUGGUAAAGCAGCUGAUAAGAUAUAUUCUGAUGGUAUUGAUAUACUUAUUAACAUGAAUGGUUAUACAAAAGGUGCUAGAAAUGAACUGUUUGCACUAAGACCAGCUCCAAUUCAGGUAAUGUGGUUAGGUUAUCCAGGUAGUAGUGGAGCAUCUUUCAUGGAUUAUCUUAUAACUGACAGAAUUACAUCACCAUUAGCUCUUUGUGACCAGAACUCGGAGAAACAAGCAUUUAUGAAAGAUACUUUCUUUAUUGGUGAUCAUAAAAACAUGUUUCCACAUAUGAUAAAGAAACUGAUUGUAAAAUCUACUGAUGGUAUUAUAAGAGAUAAUAAUAUGUUAUUAAAUGGUGUUGAUCUUGAACCUAUUAGAAAAUUGGCUGUAAAUAUUGAGACGAUAAAAGUAACAUGUCUACAUGGUAGAACAAUUGAUGGACCGAAUGGUGAACAAGCUGAAGUAACAACAGAAAUUGUAGAAUUACCACCAGAAGUUCUCCUGGCUUUUGAGAGUUUAGUACAAGAAAAUCUAGCUGUUACAACAGUACAAGAUGUUACGAUACAGAAUGGUCUUACUACCAGUAAGACUGAUAAUAAAACAGCUACCGGUGAAGAAGUACCUCAGAAUAUUAUAUUAUCUUGUAGAAGUCAGUAUAAAUUACCAGAGAAUGCAGUCAUCUAUUGUAACUUUAAUCAAUUAUAUAAAAUAGAUCCAUCUACACUUGAGAUGUGGUUGGAAGUUUUAAAACAUGUUCCUGACAGUUACCUCUGGCUUCUUCGUUUCCCUGCUGUAGGUGAACCCAAUAUAAUUAGAUGGGCUCAAAAUCAGGGCAUAGCUGCUAACCGUUUUAUCUUCUCUAAUGUAGCACCUAAAGAGGAACAUGUACGACGUGGACAAUUAGCUGAUAUAUGUUUAGAUACACCUCUAUGUAAUGGACAUACAACGGGUAUGGAUAUAUUAUGGGCAGGAACACCAAUGGUUACACUACCAGGAGAAACUUUAGCAUCAAGAGUUGCUUCAUCGCAGUUAUUGGCAUUGGGUUGUCCAGAACUAGUAGCCAAAUCAAGAGAAGAUUAUGUUAAAAUUGCUGCACAUAUGGGAAAUAACCCAGAAUAUUUACAAGCUAUGAGAGCUAAAGUCUUUGUUGCUAGAACAAUGAGUCCAUUGUUUAACACCAAGAUAUAUGCCUCAAAUCUCGAGAAUUUAUUUGAUAAAAUGUGGACAAGCUUUGAAAAAGGACAAUCGCCUGAUCAUAUUGUAGGUGAUGAUGAUAGUUCCUCUGGCAAUAAUGAAGACUACGAUUUGUAAUAUAUUACCCCGAUUUGAGCAUUUAUUACCUAGUUAAAUGGAUAAUUUAACUGACAUGUUAUAACUAUUUUAUCACAAUAUCUAUAUCAAUGGAUUUGUUCAUUUAUAUUUGCGGCUUUGCAAACUUUUAUGCUUCUAUAUAAUAGAAAGGAAAUUAUUAAUCAUGCUUUGUUUGUGAUUGGAUUAAAAAGAUUGGAUUUUUUUUUGAGCAUUGUAAAAAUAAAUACACUGCUUUAUCACAGUUCAUUGUUAUUCACCUAUUAUUUUUUUUGUCAUUGCUGCAAGUUUUAGUGGUGGAAUUGUUAUUUAUUCUGUGGAAAUACACUUCCUGUUUAUUUAUUUUUCUUUCAGAAUUUUUAGAUAUGCACAUGUACUGUCAUUUAAUCACAUUCUGAUGGACAAUUUAAAAUUUGAAAACCGAUUAUUUUUUUAGUGUUCAUGUACAUAUUAACUGAAAGAUUUGAUUUGAAUUUGUACAUGUAUUUGAAAACUUGUAGUACAAAUGAUUUUAUCUGUGUUGAGAAAGUUAGUAUAUAUUGUACAUGUUGUUAAUUAUUAUCUUAAUGUGGUUAUUAAUUAUAAAUAUGUUUGAAAGUACAUGUGCAUAGGGUCAAAAUAUUUUAAUGUUGAUCUGACCUUUGUAAUCUGAUUUCUGGUAGUUAACCUUCAAAUAAAUUAUAAUGAAUGUUUUAA
Molecule: messenger RNA, 4073 nt
Organism: Patella vulgata (common limpet)
Lineage: Eukaryota; Metazoa; Mollusca; Gastropoda; Patellidae
Product: UDP-N-acetylglucosamine--peptide N-acetylglucosaminyltransferase 110 kDa subunit
Exons: 21
Coding region: 219-3380 (1053 amino acids)
Biological process (GO): protein O-linked glycosylation
Molecular function (GO): protein binding; protein N-acetylglucosaminyltransferase activity
Source: RefSeq, a predicted model, not a curated record